UGAGAAUGGGUAUCCUCCAUAUCUAUACCAUUCCGUACACAAGUAAAUAAAUAUUGGCAUAUUGCAUGUGUCAACUCAAUGAUUUCCUCCCCAAACCGCUGUUCCUUUAACCCUCCCUUCUUCCUUAGUUUCCUUAAUAUUAUUCUUCCUUUCGGUCAUUACCAUCAUUUUUUUUAAAGUUGGUCUUCGCCAUGUCCACACACAGAGGCAAAGACUUGGUAGAGCUGAGGUCUCCGAGCGGCGUCGGGGAAAACGGGCCGCCGACUCCCAGCCGUUAUGAGUCACAGAAACGCCGAGACUGGAACACCUUCGGGCAGUACCUGAGGAACCAACGGCCGCCGGUGGCGCUGUCCCAGUGCAACAGCAACCACGUCCUCGACUUCCUCCGGUACCUCGACCAGUUCGGGAAGACUAAGGUACACUUACAAGGUUGCAUCUUCUACGGGCAGCCGGAGCCGCCGGCUCCUUGCUCCUGCCCUCUCAAGCAGGCUUGGGGUAGCCUUGACGCCCUCAUCGGACGGCUCCGAGCCGCCUAUGAAGAGAACGGCGGCUCCCCGGAGACGAACCCUUUCGCCAGCGUCGCCAUCCGCUCGUACCUCAAGGAAGUUAAAGAAUGCCAGUCAAAGGCGCGUGGCGUUCCGUACAAGAAGAAGAAGAAGAAGGCCACUGCAAGCUCCGGCGUGGCGGCGACGACCACCGCUGACUAUGACUCAUCUUCUUCCGCGCCAUUUUCUUGAUAUAAAAGACGAUGAAAGAGAAACGUUUUUCACACCCUCGCAGGAAUUCAAGGUAUUGUCGGUGCGUAAUUUAAAUUGAUUUCUAACAGUAUAUAUAAUCUCCCAAUUCAAGGUAUAUAUAAACUAUUGUCGGUAGUUUAGUGUACUUUUGGUAUGUACCUUGAUUAGUCUCACACUAUUUUUUUUUGAGAUUGACACAGAUUAUCCAAUAAUUUCAUGCAAAAUAAGUCGUUUCAAAAUGUUUUUGGCACAUAUUUGACAUAUCCCUGGAGGUUUCUCUAUGAAUUUUGG
Molecule: messenger RNA, 1028 nt
Organism: Cuscuta europaea
Lineage: Eukaryota; Viridiplantae; Streptophyta; Magnoliopsida; Solanales; Convolvulaceae
Source: the annotation of a GenBank genome assembly